Molecule: messenger RNA, 1377 nt
Organism: Parathielavia appendiculata
Lineage: Eukaryota; Fungi; Ascomycota; Sordariomycetes; Sordariales; Chaetomiaceae
Exons: 1
Coding region: 1-1377 (458 amino acids)
Source: RefSeq, a predicted model, not a curated record
AUGUCGUACCUAGCCGCUGCUCAGUCCGCCCUGUUCUAUUUCCUCGCCUGCACGCCAUGCAACCAAUUACAACAUCAACAUAGAACGCGGCAGCAGGCCAAGAGGGAGAGGGAGAUCAAGGAGCGCAUUGUCAUGGAACAGCCACACCUAUAUCGGCAUCCGGACCCGUAUCACACAAACCCGUACUGGGACGAGGAGAUCCGCAUGGGGCCGAGCUUGCCGAAGAAGAGGAGAGGGAGCGAGGGGAUUUCCAAGACUCUCAGUCAGCGGCGGCUCACGGCCGCCAGUCGAGAUGGGCGGCCGAGCAUUGGCACAGGAAGUAGCGUUGUUGUCAGCAUGUCCGAGAUGGGCUCCAUUGCCAGCCCCAGGUCGUCGACGAACCCCUUCAACGUUCCUGGGAUCGCGAGUGACCCGACGGUGGUGCACGAGGAGGACCCAACAAGCCCGACGCUCAGCAAGACGGUAUCGAUAUCAACAAGCGCCGACUGGAACGUAAAACGGUACCAACGCGAGGACGAAGAGCUCUGGGGCGAAGAGUCUACGUGGUCAGGCCACAAACUGAUGGACGUGAUCAAACAGGCCGGCUCGACAGCCGGUCGAUACAUGGAGUCGAAGCUUGGCCUCGAGAAGCAGGUCACGGACGAGGACCGGUACAACUUCUAUUUCACCCCUAGGAACCCGCCUGUCAACGAUUACCACCCGCCGGUCGUCAGCAGCAAGCCAGCACACAAGGACGCCCUCCGGUGGAUGCUUCAGCCACCGCCACCAGCAAAAGUCAUGGAGGGCAAGGUGCCCGUCACGAGGAGUUCAAGCAUGGCGAGCGCCGCGUCUAGGAAGACCUUCUCCUCGAGGGACGCGAGCUCGUUGGGCAGGUUAGUGGGCGAGCGGGCGGUUGAGGCUAGGAUCCGAAGGGGACAGACGCCGCUGGACGAUGAUUUGCGGUCGAACCAGUCGUUGGCAAGGACGAGGUCGCGCGCCACCCUGGCGACGAGGACCUACAGUCGGCGCACCGUCAGGACCAGCAGCUCCUCUACGGAUUCCGAGGACGAUGACGCCGAGCCGCCAAGCCGCGCAAGAAAGCGGGUAAGCCAUCGGCCGCCAGAGGGGGAAUCGGACACUGAGGAUGAGGGCGUGUACGUGCCGAGGAGCCCUCCAUCGGUCAACAGCAUCUCAUUACCGGCCCACGCCGCUCAGAAGCCAAGGCUAUCUACGAUUUUGAGCUCUGGAUACGACGACAGGGGGUCCUCAGGAGUGGAUAACGGCGAUUCGUCACAUCCCCUUCGCGAAAUAUCCAACUUAUCUUCGACCACAGAUGUGCCAAAACCGAAGACUCAGCAAGCCAUUUCCGUCACUGCCAACCUAGCCAUAUCAGCUUAG